GUGUAAUCAAAACUUGGAUGUCUAUCAUCACUUUCGGCAGAAGUUGUAUUUGUCGAAACUUGUCAAGAUUACCCACGUGGGAAGUGAAACAAACACAGUAUGGCAACCCCAAAUUUACAAGAAAUAGAUCCAGAGGCAGCAGUUAAACAGUUUAAAGAGUUCAUUGGAGCAUACAACAAAAUCACUCAGAUGUGUUUCAAAGACUGUGUUCAUGAUUUUACCACAAGGAAAAUUUCUAAUGCAGAGAAUAGCUGCUCCAUUAACUGCUUAGAGAAGUAUUUAAAGUCCACACAAAGGAUAUCAACCAGGUUUCAGGAGCACCAUCUACAGUACACAGACGACUCUCCAUACAAAGCAAUGGCAGGCAAAAGUUGAUGAUAAGUUUUAAUAUAUAGGAGGACUUCAUAACGAAUUGACAGAAUAUUAGUUUGUGUGAAACCCAUGUGAUGGGUUAUUGUAACAGUAUCCAUUGUGUAUUAUGCAAUGUUUUGCCGAGAUAUCGAGACUGGAGAGAUCUGUUACCAUAUAUGCAUGUAUUAAUGUGUCAACUGAGUAGAUAAAAUAAUAUACACUCAUGAUGAAAUACACAAUCAUGAUUGUUUUAAAAGUGUUAAUGGUUAAAAAGCACCAUCAGUACAAAAGAAUACAUCAUACUGAAUACAAAUUGUGAUAAAUGGAAAAUGUAAAUUGAUUGUACCGGUACAUUAUUUUGUAGUUGAUCAAAUGUUCACUUCGAAUACAACAAAAUGUCAAGUUUUCUUGUUUGCUUAUUAUUCACAUGAAUUCCACUUGGAAAUCAGACUUUGAUUAUGUAAUAUCAACUGAAACAUGAAAUAAAAUUCCCAUAAACCAUUUACCGGUAAACAGUCAUAUGAUAGUGCAAUGAAAACUGCAUCAUCUGAACCUACAGAUUUUCUAUCCAUUACACUGCUUUCAACCCGGUUGAAAGCAGUGUAACGGAUAGAAAAUCUGUGGGUUCUCGGGAUGUGAAAACUGCUUCCGGGUAAUUUUCAUGAAAACUUUUUCAGAUAACGAGGCUGAAUUAACCCAUGCUUUUUAUAAACAAGAGCUUAUUUGCUAUGUUGGUAUAACUUGCAUGUAUGUGAUUAUGGUUGAUCUUUAUAGGGUAGCAUUAUAUUUGGGAGGCUGCUGAGGCCCAUGCACGGACCUCAUGAUAAUAUUGCCCUGGUUUGUAGGUGACUUAUUGCAAUUAGUCUCUCCAAUAUCAAAAUCACAUGUUCAGAAUAUAUUUUAUGUUCCCUGACCCAAUCUGGAUUAAGUUUCUUUCAUAUAAUUUGAAUGGAUAAUGGAUGUGCAGUAACCUUUAUUCAGAUAAAAAAAUAAAAGGUCAAAUCACAUUUCUCUGUAAAUCCCUGUUCAAAGCAUAUUUCCCCUACCCAUUGUCUCAUCUGGCUUAUACUUCAUCCAUUGAAAGUUGCUUGUAUAUAAAAAUGUGCAGUGAUAUUGGUCAAAAGUCAAGCUAGGUCAUAGUAGAUCUCUUCAUAAAGUACCGGGGUAUAUGUCCAGAGCAUAUUUUCACAAAGAUAUAAAUUGUCUAAAAUGUAUUUUCUCUCUUCAUUGGUAAAGGUUGUGCAAUAACUCUAAGUGUACUUGAUUAAAGGUCAAGGUAAUAAUUCAUCUCUUUCUAAUGUGUAAACCUAUAAUAUAUUAUGAUCCAUAUUUGGCAGAAAUAGGUUUUUCAACAUCCAAGCGUAGUUUUGAUUUAAUAGAAUUAGUUAUGUACUCGAUACAGUAGAAACAACUUCAAUCAAUUCUCUGGAUGAAAGGUCAAUGUGAAAGAGCAUCAUGGUGUAAUUUUAAUCUAUCUUCAGAGCAUAUUUCCAUGGUCUUUAGUAAAUUUUACUAGAAUUAAAAUCCUCCGAGUUGGUCACUAUUUUCCCGACACCUAGUUUUUUAUGAAAAACUAAUAAAUUCCCAAGUGAAAUCAUCUUUGCGAAAAAAGGAAAUAAAUGCACACGUAUAUUUUGCCUUGGAUAUAUUUAUCUAUGAUAAAUAAAUGACAAACUACAUUCUAUUAUAUAUGUGUAGCCACAAAAACAAUUAUACAAUGUAAUUCAUGUGACGUAAUAUACCAGUACAUGUACAUGUGAUUAUAGUCAUUAUACAGACUUCUAUUAAAAAAAAUACAUCUGUUGCAGCUGAUAUUGAUAGAACACAUUAUCUGAUUGACCUAAAA
Molecule: messenger RNA, 2197 nt
Organism: Magallana angulata
Lineage: Eukaryota; Metazoa; Mollusca; Bivalvia; Ostreida; Ostreidae
Product: mitochondrial import inner membrane translocase subunit Tim9-like
Exons: 4
Coding region: 100-375 (91 amino acids)
Source: RefSeq, a predicted model, not a curated record